Messenger RNA from Naegleria fowleri, 258 nucleotides. RefSeq lists its product as uncharacterized. The transcript has a single exon. The record is from RefSeq and is a predicted model, not a curated record. The coding region runs from base 1 to 258 and encodes 85 amino acids. NCBI's taxonomy places the organism in Eukaryota, Heterolobosea, Eutetramitea, Acrasida, Naegleriidae.
AUGUCGCAAUCAUCCACCCAACCACUCAGUUCAGAAGGUGUCAAAAUUUCCAACACGACUGUCAAGCUCACGGAUGUGAAAGAAGACGACGUCGUGGUUUGCUCCUCCUCCUCCUCCUCCGAAAAGGAUCCAGCUUUCAAUUGGUCCACUCUUGAUCCCAAUUCAUCGCUUCUUCUUCUCUCAAUGAGGAGUGCUCUUUCCUUGAAAGAAGAAGAAGAAAUUCUUCGGAAGAACAACACAACACGUCCCGGAAUCUAA